Anoplopoma fimbria (sablefish) is the source of this 2820-nucleotide messenger RNA. RefSeq names its product zinc finger protein 512B (gene znf512b). The record is from RefSeq and is a predicted model, not a curated record. Bases 134 to 2449 code for a protein of 771 amino acids. NCBI's taxonomy places the organism in Eukaryota, Metazoa, Chordata, Actinopteri, Perciformes, Anoplopomatidae. Gene Ontology annotation, molecular function: zinc ion binding. The transcript has 16 exons.
GAGAGCCAGACUCACUGAGGUUUUUCUUUCAGUUACUCAGUGUCUGGGUCACAAGACUGUUCUGGUGCUACUCCACCUCUCUCUCUCUUCUACUCACUCACUGUUUGGAAUCAGGCCCGACUGGGAGGGAAUUAUGGGGACGUCGUCAAAGAAGAGAGGUCCAGUGUGUGAUGAGCCAGCAGAGGGGAAGAGGAAAGGUCGCCCUAAAGCAGAAAUGCAGGAACUGAGAAGCAUUCCUGCCCAUUUGAUAGUACAAUGGAAGGAAGAGUUUAAGCGCCGCUCCAGGGUUAAGUGUCCGUGUUCGGGCUGCUGGUUAGAGUUUCCCAGCAUCUAUGGCGUCAAGUACCACUAUCAACGCUGCCAGGGGGCCACCGUAGCCGAGAAGCUGAGUCACGGCUGUCCCUACUGUGAGGCGGUGUUCGCCACAAAGGUGCGCCUGCAGAAGCACAAGCUGUGGAACCACCCGGACAGGGUUAGUAUGGAGCCCAAGGACGAGCAGCCUAAGCUUCAAAAGGCCCCCGUCAAGUCCAACACCAAGAAAAGGCCGGUGGAGAACAAUCCCCCGUCUCCAAUGUUCUUCAAGGUGAAAAAGACCCAUGAGGUGUCCACGCCGUCCCACAACGGAGAGCUGGCCCACCACAAGACUGAGAGGAAACAGCACAGCCAGCCUUCGCAGCAGCUUCACCAGUCCCAGCCGGUCCAGCCUCAGUCCCAGGAGUCCCAGCAGUCCAACAGCGCGUCCUCCGAUGGGGAGGGCAGCGACAGCGAAGGGGACAGCUUUCCCACUUCUUUCCACGACGAAGACCCGGAGCGAAUGAGGCACAGACGGAAGCAGAAAACACCGAAGAAGUUCACUGGAGAGCAGCCUUCUAUAUCUGGAACAUUUGGAUUGAAAGGUAUGACUAAGGUGGAGGAGAAGCUUAAGGCUGGUCGUGUGAAGAGGUCAGAGGGGAGUGGGUUCAGCGAGGAGCCCCAGAGAAGACCGACUUCAAGUCAGUCCUCCAAGAAAGAUCCAGCUACAACAAGUUCUGGUGCCGACACCCAAUGGCAGCGAGCGAUCCACGAGCGAGGCGAGGUGGUGUGUCCCACCUGCUCCAUCGUCACCAGGAAAACAAUCCACGGCCUCAAGAAACACAUGGAGAUUUGCCAGAAGCUCCAGGACGCCCUGAAGUGCCAGCAGUGCCAAAAACAGUUCAGGUCCAAGGCCGGACUCAACUACCACACCAUGGCCGAACACAGCACCAAGCCCUCGGGGAGCGAAGGCCAGACGGGCGACGAGCACGAGGAGAGAGAAAGACUGCGGCGUGUUCUCAAACAGAUGGGACGGAUCAAGUGUCCUAGUGAGCACUGUGGGAAAACCUACCACUCCAAGGCUGGCAGAGAUUACCACGUGCGUACCGAACACUCGCCGGCCAUCGCCGCCGCAGCCGCCACCACCCCCGCCGUGACGGCCACCAACACCAACAACAACAACAAGGACAUUAUCACCGACACCAACAACAACACCGGCAAAGAGAGGGUGGUCUCUGGGGAGUCACCAUCAUUAGGGAGGAAGGAGCAGAGCCAGUCGGAGAAGAAGGACUGGGUGGAGAAACCCCCCGCAGUCCAGCCGAAGGAGAAGGAAAGAGAAACCGGGGACAAGGAGAAGGAGAAGGAGAGGGAGAGGGAGAGGGAGAGGGAGCGGGUCAAAGAGAGACCGGCACAGACGGCGAGUCAGGGCGACGACUUUGAACGGACCCCGAGCGGCAGAGUGAGGCGCCGGUCGGCUCAGGUGGCCGUGUUCCACCUGCAGGAGAUAGCGGAGGACGAGCUGGCCAAAGACUGGGGCACCAAGCGCCGCAUCAAGGACGACCUGGUGCCGGACAGCAAGAGGCUAAACUACACCCGUCCCGGCCUCCCCAACUUCAGCCAAGAGCUCUUAGAGACCUGGAAGAACCAAGUGAAGGAGAAGGGCUUCAUCUGCUGCUCCAACGAAAACUGUGAAGCUGUCUAUUCCAGUGUAUCGGGACUAAAAGCCCACCUGGCCAACUGCAGCCAGCGUGGCGGAGAACUGGGAAAGUACACUUGUCUGAUCUGUCAGAAGGACUUUAGCUCGGAGAGCGGUGUGAAGUACCACAUCAGCAAGACACACUCACAGAACUGGUUUCGUGCAGCGGCCAGCCAAGUGGCCUCCAGUGCGAAGAGCAAAGCGCCGGAGAACAACGGGAUCAAAGCCGAGGUGAGGAACGGCGCCACCACCGGCAAGAAGAGGGGCCGCAAGCCCAAAGAACGGCCCCCCGCAGCCGAGCCUCUACCGACAAACACUGAAGCUUCGUCCGCUACUCAAAACUCAACCCCCGCCGUGACCCCCUCACAGUCCCCGACCCGGAUCCCCGACCCAACAGACGGUGCUAGUCCGGGCCUAAACAGACAGCCCGUCCUCUGCGCCGCCAGACGAAGCAAACCUUAGAGGAGUAGUUCCAUUCAGGACGCUCACUGUCACAGGACUCUAAAAGACCUUUCUGACUCCACAAGGACUCGUCACUGAGGAGAAACGUCAAAUCAACCCGUAGGAAGUAAAAACAUUUAGAAGAGACUUUUUCCAAGAGUUAAUGUGUCUGCUGUUAAAACCAACCCCCCCAUGUAACAGUAGCGUUUUAUUUCUCCAUUCCACUUUUGCCUCCUUUUUUUUUAAAAAAGGCACACAUUUGGGUUUCGGGGCGUGCGGUAGUAAAUCAAAGAUAAAAGCGUUUUUUUCUAAACAGAGGAAGAGUUCCAAACGAGUGCAGAGUGGUUCUCUCGACAAUGUCCAUGUUGUGUUUGAGAGGUUUAAAAAAAAAA